AUGCAGUUGGUCUUAUUUGAAUUAUCAUUAUAUUAUUAUUUGCUUAAUACAAAAUGUAAGAAUUCAUUUGGUGGAAACGCUUUUGAUAACGGUAUGAUAUCUCAAUAUUCAGGUCGUUUACCACAAUCAGGUUAUGGACAAUUUAAUAAUCCUGCAGGAUACUUUAACACUAGUGGUCCAUUCCCAGCUGGUAAUGCUAUGCCUGGUGCCGCAUUUCCUCCUACAGGCUUUACUUCACCACCAAUAAUUGCUCCAUUUGGUCCAGGUUUUAAUGGUCCUAUAAUGUACGGUGGUGGUUUCGUUAAUCCACAAAUGCCUUUUCCUUAUGGACAACAACCUCCAUUUGUUGGUCCUAGUUCUUUUGGAAGCGGUGCAUAUAGUCGAUCUCGUUCACGUCAUUCCUCUCGUCAUCGAUCUAAGUCACGCGGUCGUCGUGGUAGUAGAUCACCAUCAAGUGGUGAUGAUGAACGUUAUCGUCAUCGUCGAGGUUCACCAUUUGCUGGCCCAGGAAUGCCAUAUAUGAAUGUCGAACCAUUUCCUAAUGUACCACCAUUAUCACCACGUGCUGGUUCACCUGUUAUUCCUCCAAGAAGACCUGGUUGGUAA
Messenger RNA from Rotaria sp. Silwood1, 606 nucleotides. Lineage: Eukaryota; Metazoa; Rotifera; Eurotatoria; Philodinida; Philodinidae. The record is from the annotation of a GenBank genome assembly.